CCCCGCGCCUCUCUCUUUUGCCACCAUGGCGGACCGCUUUCAGAAGGUGCUUCUGAUUGACGGGCGGGGUCACCUGCUCGGUCGUCUGUCGGCUAUCGUUGCCAAGCAGAUCCUAAUUGGUCACAAAGUGGUAGUUGUACGAUGUGAGGGAAUCAACAUUUCGGGCAACUUCUACAGGAACAAGCUGAAGUACCUGGCCUUCCUGCGCAAGCGCAUGAACACCAACCCGUCGCGUGGGCCGUACCACUUCCGUGCGCCUAGCCGCAUCUUCUGGCGGACAGUGAGAGGCAUGGUGCCCCACAAGACCAAGCGGGGCCAGGCCGCACUGGAUCGCCUGAAGGUGUUUGACGGGAUCCCACCGCCCUAUGACAAGAGGAAGCGCAUGGUUGUUCCGGCUGCCCUCAAAGUCGUCCGUCUGAAGCCCACACGCAAGUUUUGCAGUACUGGCCGCCUGUCCCAUGAAGUGGGCUGGAAGUACCAGGCAGUGACUGCUACCCUGGAGGAGAAGAGGAAGCAGAAAGCCAAGCUGCACUACGAAACGAAGAAGAAGACAGUGGUUCACGCUGCGCAAAAAGCUGAGAAGAACGUGGAGAAAAAGAUCUGCGCGUACACAGCGGUGCUGAAGCAGUACGGUGUCCUCAUAUGA
Callorhinchus milii (elephant shark) is the source of this 646-nucleotide messenger RNA. Its product is annotated as 60S ribosomal protein L13a-like. The coding region runs from base 26 to 646 and encodes 206 amino acids. Gene Ontology annotation, molecular function: mRNA binding; structural constituent of ribosome. Gene Ontology annotation, cellular component: cytosolic large ribosomal subunit; ribosome. The transcript is spliced from 9 exons. Gene Ontology annotation, biological process: translation; negative regulation of translation. Lineage: Eukaryota; Metazoa; Chordata; Chondrichthyes; Chimaeriformes; Callorhinchidae. The record is from RefSeq and is a predicted model, not a curated record.